AUGGGAGCCAGCAACUCCCAGCCUACGAAACUCACCAGGGGAAAUGCCUCAUUAGUGCCCCCUUUCAACGUCGUGUUCACAUUUUUCGACAAAAUCGAGGCAAUAGACGGCCUCUGGCCGGAUGCGCAGUGGGAGGCGCGGCUCAUGGUCCAGGCUAAAGACAUUUCGAAGUUGAUGAAGGAGGGAUUUUAUGUCAGCCCUGACAAUGAACUGACGAAUUGCAGUUGCGUCAUCCUCAAUGCUAAAUGUAGCCCGACAAUGUUCAAAAAGAAUUGGGUCCAUCUUCGUCGAUACAUUCUCCAGGAUCCUAAGGCUGGAUGGACGGCCCACCUGUUCAUUGGCGCCCAGGAAAUCAGCGCUCUGGCUGGCUUCCGACUCCGAGACCUUACGACUGACCGCAUCGCACGCGGGGCGGCGUGGAACUCUGAAGGGCUGCUCGUCUACAACUACAACGCGUACAAGAUCGAAGACAGUUUCAACACCGCUCAUGAGGAUCUGGCCUUGGCCGGGCUGUGGCCGUGGCCGAAGUUUGAGGGAAGCUGUUCAGAAAGGUCGACCAGGAAGGUGGCUUCUUACAAGGGUAGCGUGGACGUGGAAACAGAGGAGCUUCCGGUUUAUACUCCUGCAACAACCGAUGCCUCUGAUAGCGACAGUCAGGAAGAUGAUACCGAGGCUGAGAGUAUUUUUCAAAGCUGA
This is a messenger RNA of Colletotrichum karsti, 696 nucleotides long. RefSeq lists its product as uncharacterized. The transcript has a single exon. Bases 1 to 696 code for a protein of 231 amino acids. The record is from RefSeq and is a predicted model, not a curated record. NCBI's taxonomy places the organism in Eukaryota, Fungi, Ascomycota, Sordariomycetes, Glomerellales, Glomerellaceae.